Molecule: messenger RNA, 958 nt
Organism: Daphnia pulicaria
Lineage: Eukaryota; Metazoa; Arthropoda; Branchiopoda; Diplostraca; Daphniidae
Exons: 2
Coding region: 128-748 (206 amino acids)
Source: RefSeq, a predicted model, not a curated record
UCUUUGUAUCCAGCUUUAUCCGAAUUCCGUAUAAAAAGGAAGAGGCUUCAUUGGAUUUUCUGCACUCCAACUUGUUCCACUGCCAUUGAGCGAUAUCCUCAAAGUUCUCAAGAGAAAUUAAACAAAGAUGCGCUUGGCAAUCGUCGCUCUGUUGCUGUCCUGUUGCUGGUCGGCCGCCGUUCUGGCCGAGCCUGAGCCUUACUAUAAUUACAACUAUCUCAGCCCGACUUACUUCCGCAACAGUGGCGGAUAUCCUUAUCCGUCGAUGGCCGAGCAGGUAGGACCGGAGGACGUCGAUGGCCGUUUCUUCAUCGCCACUGUCACGCUGACCCUCUCCACUGUCACCACGACCUCGAUGGCAGUAACCGUGACGACCUGCACCACCACGACGGCCGCACUGUUGGCCUGCGUUCCAGGACGACGCCGUCGUGACAUUUUCCAGGAAGUCAACAAACCCGGACGGGGACUUUAUUACGACGACAACGAGCCGGAAAGCGAAGAAGGCACAGCAUUUCUGCCAAAACCUAAAGAGAUCGAGAAUCAAGUGGAACCGGCCCGUGUUGCUCGUCAAAUGACGUCCGUUCCGGUUGUGAUCGAGCCCGGAUUCAAUGCGCCCGAGGACGUACGUGGCGGCCGAUUCUUGAUGGCGUUCGCCACAUCCACCGUCACAGCCACCUCGACUUCCACCUCGACUUCCGUUCUCGUCGCCAUUUGCAGUAGCACUUCCGCUUUCCGCACUUGCGGUUAAUUUCCCGCGUUCUUUUUCGGCUGUAACCCAAUUUCUAAAAAUGUCGUUGGGGUUGGAAUGCAGGACGCUAUCAUAUAGUUUUGCAUUUCAGUUGAAAUUGAAUCAGCAAAAUGACAUAUUAAAUUAAAUUAAUAUUUAUAUACUUAUUCACAUUAACAGAUAAAUGUAGUUCAAUAGAUGGAAUUGGAAAUAAAAUACACAUGAGAUCAA